Messenger RNA from Exophiala aquamarina CBS 119918, 1632 nucleotides. RefSeq lists its product as uncharacterized. The record is from RefSeq and is a predicted model, not a curated record. The transcript has 4 exons. Lineage: Eukaryota; Fungi; Ascomycota; Eurotiomycetes; Chaetothyriales; Herpotrichiellaceae. Gene Ontology annotation, molecular function: DNA-binding transcription factor activity, RNA polymerase II-specific; zinc ion binding. Gene Ontology annotation, biological process: regulation of DNA-templated transcription. Bases 1 to 1632 code for a protein of 543 amino acids.
AUGGGAAACAUAGGCCGGCCGAGCACUGGAUGUGGCCUGUGUCGCAAGCGGAGGGUCAAGUGUGACGAAGGUCGACCUGGAUGUCGCAAUUGCGAAAGGCUGAAAAAGCCAUGCCCCGGAUAUCGAGAGCCUGGAUAUGGCUUCAUUCGAACAACUGUCUUCGUUGCGCCAAAAGACGACCAACGCCAACCUCGAGACGCAUCACCACCAUUCCAUGUACAGCCGAGUCAGCUGCGAACACCCGACAUCGAACUCGACCGCAGUUAUGGCAACGAAGACUCUAUGCGAGGGCGGAGCCUCGACCACCAGUAUGAUGGUAUACCGACCCCGAGAUCAAUGACAACAAGUCCAGAUAGCGUGACAGAACAGUCUGUGUGUUACUCCCUACAACAACUGGACGUCAACUCUCGGGUCUUGUAUGGAAACGCGGCGUUUAGCUUCCUGCCUACCAUUCUUGCCCAGGCAGGCCCGGAUUCCUGUGUUUACGCAUCGAUGCGGUCAGUCGGGGCAAUCAACUUUGCCAAUCGCUCUCCUACCGUUGAUUUACGAUCCAUUGUCGAUUUGGAGUACGCAAGAGCUGUUUCAUCAGUCACAAGCGCACUGGCAGACCCCCAACAAUGCUUGAAGGAUGAGACUUUGGUGGCGGUCUGGUUGUUGGCCAUGCGAGAAAUGUUGACAGGGGUUAGUGGACCAUCACGGCCGGGAGGGUCUGGUGCCUCUGGAUAUCAAACCCAUGUCGAUGGCACUCUUAUGCUCUUGCGCCUACGUGGUGAGGAGCAAUUCACUCGCCCUGAAGGUCGCCAUUUAUACUCAACACUCCUCUCUGCCAUGCACUGGCGACCUCUAUUUGCAAGCGAAGAACCGACGCAAGAAUACCUCACCCUCGAAUCCCAGAUCUCAAAAGCGACUCAGGUACCGCCAGCCUCACACAAGCUACAUGCCUUCUUUCACGGCACAUGCAAGCUCAGGGCGCGGAUCAAGAAUUUCUUGUACAUGCAACAACAAGACGUCAACAUUAACCAACAGAAGAUCAUCGGCACGUAUCUCCGAGCCGCACGACGUCUGGAAGACAAGAUGCUGGGAUGGUGUGACAUCCCCGAGUGGUUGCCUCGCAAAGUCCACCUCGGCAACAGCCCGUCUCGAUACCAAACACUCUUCCGCAACCCAUGGACGGUCGGUAGCCUGUACAGACUGCACUGCUUCGUGUCCUGGCCCGGUUUCUUCCAUUGGAAUCGCUUCUUCGUCGCCAAGAUCCUGCUGCACGGCGCGCUGCUCGACGCCCUAUCCGUCCUGAACCCAAGCACCACGGUGUCCGGAUACGCCGAGGACAUGGAUAUCCCGACCUUGAUUCAGAUCCACACCGCCAUCAUCCACGAGUCAGUCGGCGACUUCCUCGGCCUGCUAGCAUACGCCUUCGGCGACGUCGACGGCGAUGGCUUCAUUCGCGCCAUACCCACCCCUGUCAUAAGUGACGGUGCCGCAGACGAACACCGUGGCAUCGAUAUUCCCGCUACUCUCCAGGUCCAGCCCCCUUUGACGUUUCUCAUCACUUUCAAGUACCUCGCUCCCGGCCAGCGGGAGGCCAUGUUUCUCGCGUUGCAGCGUAUUCAAGCGGAGUUUUGUUUGAAGUAG